Molecule: messenger RNA, 4922 nt
Organism: Tachyglossus aculeatus (Australian echidna)
Lineage: Eukaryota; Metazoa; Chordata; Mammalia; Monotremata; Tachyglossidae
Gene: CERT1
Product: ceramide transporter 1
Exons: 18
Coding region: 28-1902 (624 amino acids)
Biological process (GO): ER to Golgi ceramide transport
Cellular component (GO): Golgi apparatus
Molecular function (GO): phosphatidylinositol-4-phosphate binding
Source: RefSeq, a predicted model, not a curated record
CGUCUCCCCGCGCCUCCCCGCGCCUCCAUGUCGGACAACCAGAGCUGGAACUCGUCGGGCUCGGAGGAGGACCCGGACACCGAGGCCGGGCAGCCUGUGGAGCUCUGCGGGGUCCUCAGCAAGUGGACCAACUACAUCCAUGGGUGGCAGGAUCGUUGGGUGGUUUUGAAAAACAAUACACUAAGCUACUACAAGUCUGAAGAUGAGACCGAAUAUGGCUGCAGGGGAUCCAUCUGCCUUAGCAAGGCUGUCAUUACGCCUCAUGAUUUCGAUGAAUGCCGGUUUGACAUUAGUGUAAACGAUAGCGUUUGGUAUCUACGAGCACAGGAUCCAGAUCAUAGACAACGAUGGAUAGAUGCAAUUGAACAACACAAGACGGAAUCUGGGUAUGGCUCCGAGUCGAGCUUACGCCGCCAUGGUUCAAUGGUGUCACUUGUGUCUGGAGCAAGUGGCUAUUCAGCCACCUCAACCUCAUCCUUCAAGAAAGGCCAUAGUUUGCGUGAAAAAUUGGCUGAAAUGGAAACCUUUCGAGACAUCUUGUGCCGCCAGGUGGAUACUUUGCAGAAGUACUUUGACGCCUGUGCAGAUGCAGUCUCCAAGGAUGAACUUCAAAGGGAUAAAGUGGUAGAAGAUGAUGUGGAUGGUUUCCCGACAACACGGUCUGAUGGAGACUUCUUGCACAAUACUAAUGGCACUAAGGAAAAGCUAUUUCCCCAUGUGACACCCAAAGGGAUCAAUGGUAUAGACUUUAAGGGAGAAGCGAUAACCUUCAAGGCAACUACUGCUGGAAUCCUUGCCACGCUUUCUCAUUGCAUUGAACUCAUGAUGAAACGUGAGGACAGCUGGCAAAAGCGACUGGAUAAGGAAAUUGAGAAAAGGAGAAGAAUAGAAGAGGCAUACAAGAAUGCUGUGACAGAGCUUAAGAAAAAAUGCCAUUUUGGAGGACCAGAUUAUGAGGAAGGUCCAAAUAGUCUGAUAAAUGAGGAAGAAUUCUUUGAUGCUGUUGAAGCUGCGCUUGACAGACAAGAUAAAAUAGAAGAACAGUCUCAUAGUGAAAAAGUCAGAUUACACUGGCCUCCAUCCUUACAAUCUGGUGAUGCCUUUUCUGCCGUGGGGACCCAUAGAUUUGUCCAGAAGCCCUAUAGUCGCUCUUCCUCCAUGUCUUCCAUUGAUCUAGUCAGUGCCUCUGACGAUGUUCACAGAUUCAGCACCCAGGUUGAGGAGAUGAUGCAGAAUCACAUGACUUACUCUUUGCAAGACGUAGGUGGGGAUGCCAACUGGCAGUUGGUGGUAGAAGAAGGAGAAAUGAAGGUGUACCGAAGGGAGGUAGAGGAAAAUGGAAUUGUUCUGGAUCCUUUGAAAGCUACUCAUGCCGUGAAAGGAGUAACGGGACAUGAAGUCUGCAAUUACUUCUGGAAUGUCGACGUUCGCAAUGACUGGGAAACAACCAUAGAAAACUUCCAUGUGGUGGAAACGUUAUCAGAUAAUGCAAUCAUUGUUUAUCAAACGCACAAGAGAGUUUGGCCUGCUUCUCAGCGUGAUGUAUUGUACCUCUCUGCUAUUCGAAAGAUACCUGCGUUAACCGAAAAUGACCCGGAAACUUGGAUCGUCUGUAAUUUUUCUGUGGAUCACGACAGUGCACCUCUAAAUAACCGAUGUGUCCGUGCCAAGAUAAAUAUAGCUAUGAUCUGCCAAACCUUGGUGAGCCCACCAGAGGGAAACCAGGAGAUAAGCAGAGACAAUAUUCUAUGCAAGAUCACUUAUGUAGCCAAUGUGAACCCCGGAGGAUGGGCACCUGCUUCAGUGUUGAGGGCAGUGGCAAAGCGAGAGUACCCCAAGUUUCUAAAGCGCUUCACGUCGUACGUCCAAGAAAAAACUGCAGGAAAACCUAUUCUAUUCUAGUGCUGCCAGCAGCGGAAGCAAGGCUGUGUGAACGUUCCAGGCUGGAGGACCAGACCCCAAUCAGCGCUCCCAGCGGGAACGAAGGAUCGACAGCCUUUUUUUGCGGCCCGAGCCCUCGGCUUCGUGUCCCAAAAUGAAGAAGUAGCGCAGUACCGUCAAGCUGAUCGUCUUAAACACUAGCUUUCUCCUGCUAGCACGCCUUGCUCCAUGUAGAACCAUAAAUACAUGUGUUGAUACAUGUAUAAGGCUAGGUUUUUUUUUUUUUAUUUGCUUGCUCUAGUGGUGGAGGAAAAAAACCCAACAACUUUAGAUCACAACUUGGGGGGGUCAGUGCUUUCAUUUUCAGAAAUUUGUAAAGCGGUUCAUUUACUCUGGUCCUGCAUAAGAUCUCCACAAGAUUAGUUUUGUGUGCCUGUUGUCCAAGAAGGUACAUGGAGCCUAUGUGCUUUCAAAACACAGAGCAGCUGGCUGUGGUGGUUAGUUAUCUUUUUUUUUUCCAAGCCUAUAGUAAAUUCUAGGUGACCCGGGCAUUCCUGGUGCUGCCUUAUGUAGCCCUAGAGCUUGUUUCUGGCUCUGUAAAGCAUCAUCUUGUUCUCUCAAGAAUCAUCUUGUUCCGUAAAAUGCCUCUUUACUAACCGAGGGCCGUCCGAAACCCACAAUUCCACCUUUUCUACGGUCUUCCUCCUGUGACGAACUUGUUUUCCGAUGGAGGAAGCUGCCUAAAGCCUUAUUUCUCCCUGCCCCUCCACCCCCAGAUAUCUUUGUAUAUCUAUUGUAUAUUUUAGUUGUGACCUUUGAGCUGCAGAUUUUUGUUGUCCCUGCUACAAAGUGGCUCUUUCCAGAUGGGCUCUGCACAAGGUAGCGGGGAUCAUUCAGGCUGCACGGGCUGCCUUCUGGGAAUUGAGCUCGUGUUUUCUGGAAUCACCGAGAUUCCCAGAUCUUUAUUAGAGCAGAUCAGCCUGCAAGAAACUGAAGAACACAUUCCCGACUGAGUGUCCUGGCCCUACAAAUCUGUAUCGCUUCAAGAUGCCAUGGGAGGUUUGUGUCGAAAAUGAGCCUUUUUUUGCCCAUUUGCCUCUCUUGGAAGGGUCCCCUUUAUUGCAGUGAGCAUUUGAAAUGUAAAAGAUCUGUCUUCUCUUCAGUGGGAGUUCUCCGACAGCCACAAGGCUGAGAGUGCAGGGGGAAGGAAGAGUCAUCCCUGACCACUCAGAUUUUCUUUUAGCUUUUCAAACUCUGACGAAGAGUCGUGCAGAAACAUUUCUGGGUCUCACUAGAAACAGAAGUCCAGCCCUACUUUUUUUUUUCCUUUUUUUUUUUUUUGUAAAGCCAAGAAUCAUGUAGAUGAAACUGCCUUGUAUAUAUUUCAUACAUUAUAAUGGAUCCUUGAUGUUAAUGAAAGAUGGUAAUCAAAUGACAGGAUUAAAUCUCCAAGAUCCUGGAAGCGAAUUACUUGUAUCAGACAUAGUGGUAUUUAUUAUUCUGUAUAAAGAGAGAGAUGCUUCUAUAAACAAAUGCUCACGUAACAUGCACGCAGAUUUCAUGCUCCAUGCAAACUUUAUAUUUUUUAAUUUGCCUUCCUCUAAAUAAUGUGCAUGGAAUAUGCCUUAUUACGGAUGAAUGCUGUUCAUGAUUUGCAUAUAUGGAAAAGUGCCUCUGUGGUGGUAAUGCUGGUCAGGCAAAGGAAACAAAUUAUUUUUUCUGUUUGCUUCAUCAACGGUUAACAUUUAUAUAGUGAUGGUUUAAAACCAGAAAAUUGUGGACCUCCGAUGGGUCUCAUCUUCACAAGAAUCAAGAAAACAGAUUCGUUCUCCAUGGCCACUGAUGGGGAACAUGAAGAAAAGGCUUAUUUGCCCAGAAUAGAAAAGUUACUCUGCCACUCCCGAGAACCAUUGUGAACACAGGCAAGUAGCUGUUUCUGAAUUUAAUUGGGUAGCUUUAUUUUACGAAGGUAGGGAAGGUUUACAAAGCAGUAUGUGGAUCUUAAUAACAUUAGUUGUUUGCACUAAAUGUGUUGUACUUUUGCAGUUUAUUCUGUAAAUAAAACAAUUACACUAAAGAUUCUAUUUGUAAAAAAGAUGCAUUUUACUUUUUGAUUUAGUGCACUGGCACUUCACUGGCACCAUCCCUGCCCAGUCAGCGUUGGAUGGGACUUUGGGAAUAUGGGAAGAGUUCCAAAUUGUCAGGAUUGGAACUGGUCCUUUUGGCUAGCAUUCAGAGAAAGCUCCCAAGAUGUUUUCCUAAGGCUAAUUUCCAACAUACCUUGAGAAUCCAUUCUGCCCUCUCUACCCAAAUACUUUCUCCUGCUUCUUCAAAAGUUAACUUUAUAAUGUCCGUCCUCCUCUUUCUCUCCCCGCCACCCACCGAUUUCUGAUUGCUCUCUACCCAGUUCUCUCUCAUUCUCUUGUUUUUUAAUGGAUUUAAGAAUUCCGUAGUUUUUCGAACUACUGGUGAAGUGGGAACCUAGUUAGGAUGCAGAACAAGAGGACGCUAGCCACGUUUUUCCUGGGUCUCCGGAUUUUGAGUGUUUCGUGGGGGCAGGAGACUAGGGUGAACCAGAGCAGAAGCAACAUGUGCACACUUGUGUGCCUUUCAUCUUGUCGGUUUCCCCAAACUAAUUGCAUAUUUCUCCACGGCGAUGACGUUGAUUUCUGAGGGAGGAAAUUUCUUUACCUUAUUCAUUUUAUGUCAUUGGACCAAGCUGGCUCUCCCGUGAAGCCGUGCUGGUUCUCUUGAAGCUAAUCCAUUUGCCCAUUUGAAACCUUUCACCGAUAUUUUUUUUUGUCAGCAAUUGUACAGAUGAAAAAGCUGUUUUUGGAUUGUCCUAAAGACUCAAAAACAUAAUCAUAUUUUCAAGUAUCUUGAGAGUGUGUAGAGUGUAACUGUUUGUUCAAUGAUUAGCUUUAUGAUCCUGAUGUCAAAAAAAAUAUAUUAAGAAGUUGGAUCUUCCAUGUUACAAUCACAAAUGGAAUAACAGUAUUUAAAGUGAAAAAGUAUUAAAAAUAUUAUGGAUAAAUGUAAAA